CGGUCUUUAAACAAAAGAAGAAAAGGGAAGGUGGGGAGGACGGGAGUGAUUGACUCCUCAUGAAAAGUUCGCUGUCCCGUCUACAGGCUGGUGAGGCACUGAGAUUCCGGAAGGAGUGGAGAGGAAGCCCGUAGAAAGGUGGAAGUAGCUGAGCUGAGCGAGGAGUCUUACUGUUCUACCCUCUGUAUCCCCAUCCUUCAAUACUCUUGGCCCUUCCACGGAAGAUGAAUGAACUGAAAUGGCCCUCUACUGAGUUGUGUUCUGCCUCUCCCUAACCGGGCUGGCUGAUGAGACUUACUACCAAGUGCAUCCCGGACUCUCACCCUCCAGCUACAUUCCGCUGGGUCAUUCCCUUAGAUGUUGUGAAAUACAUCCAUGAGUCGUGCCUUCACACCUCUGGAUAAAGCAGUCUGCGGUUGCUCUCUUCAGGUCAUUGAGAUCAGCUUCCUGAUUUCAGCAGAGUUAAUAGGAUCCCGUUGCAGCAGAAGCAAAGAGGCAGACACGCCUUAACCACCAAAGACACAGUAGAUACUUCUCCUGUAAUGGAAGGUGGGGCUGUAGAACCAUCAGAAAGCCAUGCAUGUGUGCCCUCUACAUCACUCCUGGCAGCUGAGAUGUUUUUGACAGAUCCCUAGUGGUCACUAAGGACUGGACCAGAUAAGCAACUUUUAGUUGUCAGAACCGAGAGCUUUCGUUUCAACUAUUUUCCACACCUGUGUCAAUUCCCAGAUCCAGUACGCUUCCCUUGCUGCCCCAACAGCCCUUUUCUAGAGUAUCUCGGGAAGCCCUGAGACUUUCGCACCAAUUCUUAGAAACAGAAAGUAUCAAAUUAGCAACUCAUCGUGGUGAAGUAGCAGAAGGAACUGCUACUCCUGCUAGACUUCCUUUCCUCAAGUUCUCCCUCCUCUGAGUGGGGGCGAGGGCAGGCGAACCUUUAACACAAGGCUCUUUGGGUGACUCUGUCCCAAACAAUAGCCCUUGGUCCCUUCCAGCUCAUAUCUGUGACUUCUUGGGGGGGGGGGGAAUUAGUCCAAAUGAUAGAGAAAGAAAUCUCAGAACUGAUUCACAGAAGAGAAUGCAGUUACCCGGCAGCACUGAGAAUCGACAGCUGCCGAAUCUAGCCCUGCCCAUUGUUAGAUGUAAAAGAUGCCCUCCCCAAACAAGGAAAUUCUUCCGACAGGUAUCACUAUUUAAAGAAACCUUUUUACCAGCAAAUCUAUGCUACAAAGUAUAAGUAACAAAGGAAACCAUAGCUGUUAUCUGUCAAGUAACAAGCGCUUAAUGCCAGAAUGGCUCACCUAAAGCGACUCGUAAAACUGCACAUUAAAAAACAUUACCACAAAAAGUUCUGGAAGCUUGGUGUGGUCAUCUUUCUCUUUUUAGUCGUUUUGAUUUUAAUGCAACGAGAAGUCAGCGUUCAAUAUUCCAAGGAGGAGUCAAAGAUGGAGAGAAACUUGAAAAACAAAAACAAAAUGUUUGACUUUAUGCUCGAAGCUGUAAACAAUAUCAAAGACGCAAUGCCAAAGAUGCAAAUAGGAGCACCUGUCAAGCCGAGCAUCGACAUCCCCCAGCGACCCUGUCUGCAAGGGUACUAUACAGCAGCCGAGCUGAAACCCGUUCUCGACCGCCCACCUCAGGAUUCCAAUGCACCCGGUGCUUCUGGUAAGCCUUUCAAGGUCACCCACCUCAGCCUGGAGGAGCAGAAGGAGAAAGAGCGUGGGGAGACCAAGCACUGCUUCAACGCCUUUGCCAGUGACAGGAUUUCUUUACACCGCGACCUUGGACCUGACACCCGACCGCCUGAAUGUAUUGAGCAGAAAUUUAAGCGCUGCCCUCCCCUGCCUACCACCAGCGUCAUAAUAGUCUUUCAUAACGAAGCGUGGUCCACGCUGCUCCGCACGGUCCACAGCGUGCUCUAUUCCUCACCCGCGAUACUGCUGAAGGAGAUCAUCCUGGUGGACGACGCCAGCGUAGACGACUACUUACAUGAGAAACUAGAGGACUAUAUCAAACAAUUUUCUAUAGUGAAAAUAGUCAGACAGCAAGAAAGAAAAGGUCUCAUCACUGCUCGGUUGCUCGGGGCAGCAGUAGCAACUGCGGAGACGCUCACGUUUUUGGAUGCUCACUGUGAGUGCUUCUAUGGUUGGUUGGAGCCUCUGCUGGCCAGAAUAGCCGAGAACUACACUGCCGUGGUGAGCCCAGACAUUGCAUCCAUAGAUCUAAACACAUUUGAGUUCAACAAGCCUUCUCCAUAUGGAAGCAACCAUAACCGUGGAAACUUUGACUGGAGCCUCUCCUUCGGCUGGGAAUCGCUUCCUGACCAUGAGAAGCAAAGGAGGAAAGAUGAAACCUACCCAAUCAAGACCCCCACCUUCGCAGGAGGCCUAUUUUCUAUAUCUAAAGAAUAUUUUGAGCAUAUUGGAAGUUACGAUGAAGAAAUGGAAAUCUGGGGAGGUGAAAAUAUAGAAAUGUCAUUCAGAGUGUGGCAAUGUGGUGGGCAGUUGGAGAUUAUGCCUUGCUCUGUUGUUGGACAUGUUUUUCGCAGCAAAAGCCCUCAUACCUUCCCAAAAGGCACGCAGGUGAUUGCUCGCAACCAAGUUCGCCUUGCAGAAGUCUGGAUGGAUGAAUACAAGGAAAUAUUUUAUAGGAGAAACACAGAUGCAGCAAAAAUCGUUAAGCAAAAAUCAUUUGGUGAUCUUUCGAAAAGAUUUGAGAUAAAGAAACGCCUUCAGUGUAAAAAUUUUACAUGGUACCUGAAUACCGUUUACCCAGAAGUGUAUGUACCAGACCUUAAUCCUGUUAUAUCUGGAUAUAUUAAGAGUGCCGGUCAACCUCUGUGUCUGGAUGUUGGUGAAAAUAACCAGGGAGGCAAACCAUUGAUUCUGUACACGUGCCAUGGACUCGGCGGAAACCAGUACUUUGAGUACUCGGCUCAGCGUGAAAUCCGGCACAACAUCCAGAAGGAGUUAUGUCUUCAUGCUACUCAGGGGGUCGUCCAGCUGAAGGCGUGUGUCUACAAAGGUCACAGGACAAUCGCCCCCGGAGAACAGAUAUGGGAGAUUCAGAAGGACCAACUUCUGUAUAAUCCAUUGUUUAAGAUGUGCCUUUCAGCAAAUGGCGAGCAUCCAAACUUAGUGCCAUGCAACCCAGCAGACCUACUCCAAAAAUGGAUUUUUAGCCAAAAUGAUUAAGUGUUCCUUAAAGCUAAGGAGUUGAAAAGGACAUAUUCUUCCUCAUGAAACUGUGACGAGGCGUACACUGUAGUUGUUGAAAAUUAUGCAAAAGCAGCUAAUUGUAACUUAUUCCAAGUGCAUUUUCCUUAUUUAUGUCUUAAGAUGUCUAUGUAGUACCGCGGUAGAGACCCUGGGGGUUUCUGUCUGAACGCUCAGCACCUAGAAAUACCAAAGACGAUUCUGAAAUGUCCAGAUGUAGAAGAGAGAUGUUUACAAAGACAAUAAUUUUCCUAGAAAAGUGACCUGUGCUUGUACCCUUGGGGAUACGCACAGCUACAUCCGCACAUUCGCCACUUAGAAUAUUUCCCCCAGUUGUAGGGGAACUGGAAAAAGAUUUGAUACUGUAUUUUUAUAGCUAUGUAGAAAUGGAUCAAUGAAGGUCAGUCAUUGGCCUUUCUGUACAAACCAGGAAAUUUUUACAGAUCUAGAAUUUAUUGUUUUAAAUCCAGGUAAACUUUUGUUGUCUUUGUUUACUUGUCUGUCACAUAUUUCCUUAAACAUGAAGUUGAAUAAGGAGAGGACUAUUUUUAACACUUCAAUUUUUGGAAAAUUUACAGAUAUUUUUUAGUCUGAAGCCCACUCCACUUGAUGCCCGGGAGUCUUCCCCAAAUGGCUUUUUUUUUUUUUUUGAAGCGGCUACACUGUGUGUUUUCCCAGAGCACUUUUUAAAAAAAAAAAAAAAUUAUAAAUUAUUAGCUGUUCCUUUCUAGUAGUCUUAUUUUCUUAGCUAAAUUCACUAAUCCUGAAUAUUUAUAAUGCUGAAUUUCAAAUGCAGUAUACUUGACUCAAUUCUAAAUGUCUUUGUUGAUUCAUUAUACAGAGUGUAUUUGCAAUGGAUCUUUCCCAUAAAAAAGGAGCCUUACUUUUAUCUAUGUGAACAACACAAAUAAAAAAGAACCCUGAACACUA
Myodes glareolus (Bank vole) is the source of this 4142-nucleotide messenger RNA. NCBI's taxonomy places the organism in Eukaryota, Metazoa, Chordata, Mammalia, Rodentia, Cricetidae. The record is from RefSeq and is a predicted model, not a curated record.